This is a messenger RNA of Lotus japonicus, 2258 nucleotides long. RefSeq names its product G-type lectin S-receptor-like serine/threonine-protein kinase CES101. The record is from RefSeq and is a predicted model, not a curated record. Gene Ontology annotation, molecular function: protein kinase activity; ATP binding. The coding region runs from base 168 to 2258 and encodes 696 amino acids. Lineage: Eukaryota; Viridiplantae; Streptophyta; Magnoliopsida; Fabales; Fabaceae. Gene Ontology annotation, biological process: protein phosphorylation. The transcript has 6 exons.
GUGAUCAUGAAGUCAACUAAAGUAUGUUUCCAACAAGUGCUUUCUGCUUUUUGUUAGAAAAAUGGAUAAUGAUCUUCCAUAAAAUGUCAGAUUGUCAUCCCAAAUGGACCAUCUCUACUAACCAAAACAUAAUCUCAGAUUAGUCUUAAGCAUUCUGUGACUUAAUCAUGGUUUGCUGUGAAAAAAUGGAACUGAAACCUCAUGUUUUCAUUGUUUUCACCUGCUUGUUGGUGUUGUGUACUGGUUCUCUCAAUGUCAUAGCCACAAAUAGCACUUUGAAACAAGGAGAUACAUUGAAUGACACGGGAAAACUAUGUUCUGUAGAAGGUAAAUAUUGCAUGGAUUUUGUUGUAGGUUACCUGCGUAUAUAUGCUGGAGGAAAAGAUGGAUGGUUAGUCUGGUUGGCUAACAGAAAUCAACCUGUUGACCCUGGUUCUGCAACUCUAUCACUGAACCACUCUGGUGUACUAAAACUAGAAUCCAAAAAUGAGACAUCAGUAAUCCUUUACUCUCCACCUCAGCCAGUGAACAACACAGUGGCCACUUUGUUAGACACAGGAAACUUUGUGCUGCAACAAUUUCACCCCAAUGGAACAAAGAACAUGCUGUGGCAAAGUUUUGAUUAUCCCACUGACACUUAUCUGCCUGGGAUGAAGUUAGGUGUUAAUCUCAAAACUGGUCAUAACUGGUCACUGGUUUCGAGCUUCAGUGGUUCGAUCCCAACUCCCGGUCCAUUCAGGCUUGAUUGGGAGCCAAAAACAAAAGAACUAGUCAUUAAGAGAGGAGAACAAGUUUACUGGAGAAGUGGGGAACUGAGAGGCAGUAGAUUUGAGCACAUUUCCGCAGAAGCCGAGUACCAGGCUGUGUCUAACAAGGAUGAAGAAGAGUACUACUUCACAUUCAUGAGUCCAAGUGAUACAAAAUGGACCCUAUUAGAAACUGGUCAGCUGAUAAACAGAGGAGGGAAAGGUAAUGAUAUUGCAAGGGCUGAUAAUUGUUACGGUUACAACACUGAUGAUGGGUGCCAAAAGUGGGAGGAUCAGUUACCUACCUGCAGGCGCGAUGGCGAUGAAUUUGAGUCCAAGUCUGGUUACACCAAUCCAAACAUGAAAAUAGAUGUCGAAAACAUGAGUUAUGGCAUAAGUGAUUGUAAGGCUCUGUGCUGGAGCAACUGCACCUGCGUUGGAUUCUCAUCAUUUGACAGUAAUGGAUCUGGUUGUACCUUCUAUCCAUCGGCCGAAGGUACUAAUAUUGCAGGUGGCGGAGGUACCUUCUACAUGCUAGUAAACACCACCCAUCACAAAGGUUCAAAAUGGUGGAUGUGGAUGACUGGUGCAAUAGCAACUGUUCUGCUCAUAAUCUUCCUUUCCAUUUUGUGUCGAGCCAUAACCAAACGAGAAUAUGUGCGUCAAGAAAAAAGAAAGGGAAUGAUGACAGAGGUGCAGGAUCUCGAAACUUCUGGGGGCUUCGCUAGUGACAAUGAUUUAGAAAACAAUUUAAACGGCGCAGAUGACCUAAAAGUAUUUAGCUAUGCAUCAAUAAUGGUGGCUACCAAUGACUUUUCAUCUGAAAACAAGUUAGGACAGGGAGGAUUUGGACCUGUUUUUAAGGGAGUUAUAUCUUCAGGGCAAGAAGUUGCUGUGAAAAAACUUUCAAAUACUUCUGGACAAGGAGUUAUUGAAUUCAAAAAUGAAUUAACACUCAUAUCUAAGCUUCAACAUACAAAUCUCGUUCAGCUAAUCGGUCACUGCAUUCACCAAAAAGAGCGGAUGUUGGUUUAUGAGUAUAUGCCCAACAAAAGCUUGGACUUCUUUUUAUUUGAUUCUUCUGGAAGAGAGUUGCUAGAUUGGAACAAGCGCUUUAUAAUAAUAGAAGGAAUUGCUCAAGGACUAUUAUACCUUCACAAAUACUCAAGACUUAGAAUCAUCCAUAGAGAUUUGAAGGCUAGUAACAUACUCCUUGAUGAGAAUAUGAACCCAAAAAUUUCUGAUUUCGGUGUUGCAAGAAUGUUUACAUUACAAGAAACUGAAUCAAAUACCACCAGGAUUGUUGGGACAUACGGUUACAUGUCUCCCGAGUAUGCCAUGGAAGGAGUUUUCUCUACAAAAUCUGAUGUCUACAGCUUUGGAGUUCUACUCCUUGAAAUUGUUAGUGGUAGAAGAAACAAUAGCUUAUGCUCUGAAGAAAGACCACUUACUGCGGGGAGUUGGGUUUGGGGCCUCCCCUAUGGGGCUGCGCGCCCCACCCUUUUUUUUUAA